AUGAUGGAUAAAGCCAUUCAGUAUCCCAGCGAGAUUCUGUCUAAUCAGACUAUCCCUAACAUCAGCUAUUCUCAGUUCCUGAACUUUGAUACGUGCCAGCCUUCCUUCCUUGCAGAAUCCUUGCUUAUUACAGCCUACACAUUAGUUACAAUCGUGGGGCUUUUUGGAAAUCUUUGCCUGAUUGUUAUAAUAAAAAGAAGGAAAGAAGCUCAAAACGUCACCAACAUUUUGAUUGCCAACCUCUCUUUGUCGGAUGUCUUGAUCUGUAUCAUGUGUAUUCCUGUUACAGUUGCAUAUACCUUAAUGGACUACUGGAUAUUUGGGGAAGCUAUGUGUAAAAUAAGUUCCUUCAUACAAAGUAUAUCUGUCACAGUCUCCAUCUUCUCACUUGUACUGAUUGCUAUCGAGAGAUACCAGUUAAUUGUGAACCCCCGUGGCUGGAAGCCUAAUAUUUCACAUGCUUACUGGGGAAUUCUUUUCAUCUGGGGGUUUUCCCUCGUAAUAUCCAUUCCUUUUUUAAUAUUUCACCAAUUAACUGAUGAACCCUUCAAACAUUUGUCUUUCCAUAGUGAUUUCUACAAGAACAAGGUUGCUUGCAUUGAAGAAUGGCCGUCAGUUACAGAAAGACUCAUUUUUACCACCAGCCUGCUGGUUUUCCAGUACUGCUUCCCACUGGGGUUUAUCUUUAUCUGCUAUCUCAGGAUAUUUGUAUGUCUUCGAAGGAGACAUGGGAAAAUAGACAGGAUGAGAGAGAAUGAGAGCAGACUGAGUGAAAACAAAAGGAUUAACGUGAUGUUGAUAUCAAUUGUUGUGACUUUUGCAGCUUGCUGGUUGCCUCUCAAUGUAUUCAAUGUUGUUUUUGACUGGAACUACGAGGCACUAAUGAGCUGUAAUCACAAUCUAGCAUUUACAAUAUGCCACCUUGUGGCCAUGAUCUCAACAUGUGUCAAUCCCAUCUUCUAUGGAUUCCUCAACAAGAAUUUUCAGAAGGAUUUGGUAGUGUUAGUUCACCACUGCAGAUGCACAGCGUCACAGGAGGAAUAUGAAAAUAUUGCCCUUUCAAAUCUCCAGACUGAUGCAUCAAAGGGAUCUCUAAAAUUAAAUAAUCCCCCUGUGGAGAUCUAAAAUAACCCAACAGAGUUUCCAAAGUCUUGCACUUUGGUGCAGAUGACCUCUUUCUGUAGGUCUAGAUCAUGUUACCACUGAGUUUAGAGGA
This is a messenger RNA of Strigops habroptila (Kakapo), 1216 nucleotides long. Its product is annotated as neuropeptide Y receptor type 6-like. Gene Ontology annotation, cellular component: plasma membrane; neuron projection. The record is from RefSeq and is a predicted model, not a curated record. Gene Ontology annotation, biological process: G protein-coupled receptor signaling pathway. The transcript has a single exon. Gene Ontology annotation, molecular function: neuropeptide binding; neuropeptide Y receptor activity. Bases 1 to 1125 code for a protein of 374 amino acids. Lineage: Eukaryota; Metazoa; Chordata; Aves; Psittaciformes; Psittacidae.